Messenger RNA from Acipenser ruthenus (sterlet), 3547 nucleotides. Its product is annotated as interferon alpha/beta receptor 1b-like. The record is from RefSeq and is a predicted model, not a curated record. Gene Ontology annotation, molecular function: protein binding. The transcript is spliced from 8 exons. Lineage: Eukaryota; Metazoa; Chordata; Actinopteri; Acipenseriformes; Acipenseridae. The coding region runs from base 304 to 1278 and encodes 324 amino acids.
ACACUAGUUCUGUUACAUGAACACCACAGUUCCUGAAGCUGUGGGUAAAGAAUACCCAGACGGGCUGGUGUUGAUUUGCUGUUGGGUGUCCUGGCUUGAGACACUGGUUAAAGCAGGUGUCAGAUUUCAUAUGAGAAGGCGUACUGGCAAGGGUUCAAAGAAACAGGCCUGGCAAGCUACCAGUGGAAAAUCCUGAACUGAGGUGUCAAUUGACUGGAAAAUAGGAGGAGACAGAUCUGGUUGGGACUGCCAAAACAAGAUGGAGAACGAAGCAGCAAAGGGAGGCAACUGACAGAACCAAGAAUGACUUUAAACAUAAUUUGCACCUUGGUGUUGAUAUUAACAGCAACAACACGAGGUAUUGCGGGGUUGCCAAAACCUCAGAAUGUGAAAAUUAAUUCGAUGAAUUUGAGAAGUGUGCUGCUUUGGGAUCCUGUUAGCAGCAAAGCUACAUCUUAUGAUGUGGAAUACAAAGACAUCAGUGUGGAUCAGUGGAGCAUCAUUAAAGAAUGUGAAUCCACUGACAAGACAGAGUGUGACUUCACUGACAGUAUCCGUCACUACGAUAGAGUGACCCUGCGAGUGAGAGCACGGAGUGGGAGCAACACCUCUGCAUGGGUGGAGACUAAACAAUUUUAUCCCCUAAGAGAUACUGACUUAGGACCACCAAUCGUGAAGUUGGAAGUAGAGGCCGGUGUGCUGUAUGUUUCCAUCUCUGACCCCCUGGAAAACAGCACAAACCAAUCACUGAAGUUCUACUAUAGACAGCUCAAGUACCAGGUUACCUACUGGAAGAAACAUGAAAAAAGGACAGAGUUGGAUCCUAGUCCAAAUACAUCAGUCAAACUGGAAGAGCUAGAACCCGGUGCGAUGUACUGCGUGGAGGUGAAAACUGUUGAGGACUAUUACCAUAACAAUAAAAAAGUCGGCAAACCAAGCAAAGUUGACUGCAAAUACAUUUAUGAUAAUGAUCCAACAAAAGUGGUUGUCUUUGUGGUGCUGAGUGCAGUCGUUAUCUCUCUUUUUGUAAUUGGAUGCUUCUUCCUCGUGCGCUACACCCCUGGAUACAUCAAGGAUUUGCUGCAUCCAGCCUGGAAUGUCCCCGAACACAUAGCAGAGUUCCUCAGCAGAUCCUCUGAGGGGCUGAAUGUCAGAUGUAUCUCUGAAGAAAAGUUUGACACUGUGUCUGUCCUUUUGGAUGACAGCAGCAGAAAUACAUCUUCAGUCCAAAGUUAUGAACAAAGCAACAUUAAUGAUCUAAAUAGCCUCAGAUGCUGAAGAAACUGACAUUUGGGUCACCACAAUAACUGGGGGGGGGGAGGUCUUUUAAGUCUGGUGGUGUUUUGAUAUCAGCCAUGUUCGUUUCCAUUGGCCACAGGCUGACGUCAACCCGAUUUCAAUGGAGAGUUCCUUCAGCUAAUUAGGAUUACAGGCUGCCAGAAAUCCUUCCAACUUCCUCUGAAGGAGAGGAAAGGCCUUCAGAAUCAGACCCAGGCCUCUCUAAGAGUUUUUUUUAUAUAUAUUUUUACCCCAAAUAAUGCACUAAAAUGUUGGGUUUUUUUUGUUAAUUUCUUUAUGGCUAUUGAAAAUGCGUCUUGCAUGAGUUGUGUGCGGAUGGAUUUGAGAAUGUCUAACGCUGCACAUUAAGAACAGUUUUACUUGCACCUCAUCCUACUUUUAAAAGACUUGGUAUUGGCUGGGUUGGACUUGGUGCUGGGCCUAAUGGUAUUGGCUGGGUUGGACUUGGUGCUGGGCCUAAUGGUAUUGGCUGGGUUGGACAUGCUACUGGACCUAAUGGUAUUGGUUGGGUUGCCUUAAAAUCUGUAGAAAAGAACAGGAUCUCACAGCAACCUACUGUCAAGCAAAAUCAUGACAUAACUUGUUCUUGGAAAAUCUAUAUUGAAAAUGACUUGUUCCAUCAGAAUAGGCAUGUAAGCUGCGAAAAGAAAAGUCACCACCAGAUGUGUGUCAAUAAAGCGCCCAAAAUACUGAAUAUUGCCAAGAGAGACUACUUGUGGAUUUCACAACUAUUCAUACGCCUUUUAAAAAAAUUGAGAUACAUAUAUUUUUUAAGUUGUACUAUUUCUAUUUAGGAAUCCACACACACAAUUUUUAUUACUCCAUUCAUUCACCCUCUAUAUGACAUGCAUGACAAAGCCACCCGACUGUUUUCCAGCAUGACCGGCUUAGUAAGGACCUCUUUGUCAAACUAGUUAGAUUUUCCCACUCGAGAAUAAUUGAGACUUGAUUUCGGGUUUUUUUUCUUACUGCAGCAGACGAUUGUAAUUCCAUUGCCAGAAAGGGCUUGAAGGCUGUGUUUGCCUUUGUUCCCCUUUGUUUACCACUUAUUUUCAAGUUAACAAAUGGCUUACCUAGGUUAAAUGUCUUCACCAUACAUUGAGCUGUGGCCUUUCGGUAAUCUUAGUUUAUAGAAAUUAAAUAGCUCUAUAUCCAAUGUAUGCUGAUUGUCCUUUGGUUUUCAUUUUCACACUACUGUCAGUUGUCUACCAGAUGUUCAGACUAAUUUACGAUUUAGACUGUUAACUCAAUCUACCAAUUUAGCAUAUCGUAGCACAUGUAAGGGAUGCUUUUUGCUGUAGGGACUAUCCUCUUAUUACAGUAGAACUUGUCCUAUCCGAUUUAACUGAUUCCAGGGUCCAUAAAAAUAACCUCUCUCAGAGGGAGUCAUUAUACUACAUUGUUGUGGCGUUAUUGACAGCAGGGCAUUCUAAAUUAACAAUGUCAGGUACAUCAGUGUAUCUAAAACACCAAAGUAUAGUUCUGCACUAAUACUAUACAAAGAAAAUCAAUGAAAAUGAAUGCAAAACCAAGCACUGUAAUACAGUAGUUGGCAGUUCACAAAACAACACUCUUGCUGUGCUUUCUCCGCCCAUAUCAAGCUGAUCUGACAGGUUUGUUUUUUGCAUCGUGCUUGUUAAUCCGAGACAGAAACAACAACUUGAAAGCAUGCAUACAAACACAAACUGGCUUUGGAGGUUGGCAAAAUAGAUCUUGUUUACGAGUUUUAACUCUACAGUAACUAUAUUAAUCCCUGGGCAGCUGCGUGAAGUGACAGCAAGUAAAAAGUGAAACUAAAUUCCCAAACGUAAGUCUUUUCUUUAUCUGCAGCUGUCCAAUCUUUCCUGCUAAACUGCACUCCAUUGAUUAAUAAGGAGGCUGUGUGGUCCAGUGGUUAAAGAAAAGGGCUUGUAACCAGGAGGUCCCCGGUUUCAAAUCCCACCUCAGCCACUGACUCAUUGUGUGACCCUGAGCAAGUCACUUAACCUCCUUGUGCUCCGUCUUUCGGGUAAGACGUAAUUGUAAGUGACUCUGCAGCUGAUGCAUAGUUCACACACCCUAGUCUCUAAGUCGCCUUGGAUAAAGGCGUCUGCUAAAUAAACAAAUAAUAAUAAUAAGGGUAUCAUAUCUUAAAGGACUGGAUAUGACAGGUUCUACUGUAUUACGUUUGUAAGAUUUGUUAUGUUCUGUAUAUAGCUACAUUUGUACAAUCAUUACUAUUAAAUGUAUUAAACCAUUUUAUACUUUA